This is a messenger RNA of Dryobates pubescens (Downy woodpecker), 1734 nucleotides long. It is a transcript of the gene EFHB, whose product is annotated as EF-hand domain family member B. Gene Ontology annotation, molecular function: calcium ion binding. Bases 1 to 1734 code for a protein of 577 amino acids. Lineage: Eukaryota; Metazoa; Chordata; Aves; Piciformes; Picidae. The transcript is spliced from 13 exons. The record is from RefSeq and is a predicted model, not a curated record.
AUGGCCGGGCAGCUGCGACCGGUCUAUGAGGGGAAGUUCUCAGACAGGUUUCCCGAGCUAUUGGCCGCUGGAAAGUUGCUUCCCACUGGUGCUACAGCUGCAAGUUGCCUCACUGAGGCUUUGCCCAGGCCCAACACUCCAGCCGCCGUGCGGAAGUUCCGAAAUACAAGGAAUCCAGCCCCAGGCGUCGAGAGGGUGUUCUACGGCAGAGCAGGCGAUCCGGACCUUGCGUCUCACCUGACACAUGGCAUAGCAUCACGGCCUUCACCCAGUGUAGCAUCAUUGAUAAACCCACUGCCUAAAACCACUUUUCAGCAAAUGAUGCAAGACAAGAAAGAAGCAAUUUACUUCAGUAAUCGUCAGGGGCCCUUGGGCAGAUCACAUGAUCAAUCUUCCAUGUUACCUCCUGGCUUGGAUAUACUUAAUACUACAUUUGGAAUAAAAGUCAUCCGAGAUGCACCAGCUGGAGAGCUUAUAAACCCACCAAAAACUUUUGAGGAAGUGGAUAAAGAAGCCAGAGAAGGACAUGAUCUGUACAUUGUGUCACACAGUGACUAUUAUGUGGGAGAAGCUAUCAAUAGGAAGUAUGACUCACCAAGCUUCAGCAAGUCUUUUGCUUAUGGAAUAAAAACUCCUCACUUUAAAGAUGGACGAGGUGUAUCCAGAUCCUUAAACUGGCCCUAUGAUAUUCAACCCAAGAAAGCAGCCAAAGUGGUACCAAAGCAAAGUGAUGAUUUCAAGGAAAAAUUUCAGCCUCAGCUUGGAAAAGUCCUUGAUCCAUUAGUAAAAACGCUGAAUGCUCCCCCAGACCACACCGCCGGACCAGUACUCCGUCUAGAUAAAAGCGGAGUUGGUGAUCUCCUUCACUGCUGGGUUCCAAGUGCGAUCCUCCAUGGUAAAGACAGAGAGAUAGCUGUCUUGACUGCAGUUCGGCAGAGCUUGAAGAAAGCUAACUAUGAAAAUUUCAGCAUGUUGCUAGAAGCAUUCAGACAUUAUGAUAAGAAUGGUGAUGGCAUGAUAGACAAGAACGACCUACGGAAGUGCUGCUUUCAGCUUAACGUGAAUGUAGAUGAUGAGCUCCUAGAUUCCUUAUUUGAGUGCUGUGAUUUGGAUAAAGAUGGUCUGAUUAAUUACCUGGAGUUCACAAACUACCUGAACUGGAAAGACAGAAUGGCUGUCAAAGAGUUUGAAGAAAAAAUAGUUGCAAAAUAUCAAAAACUAGAUGCUCUUGUACCUGAAGAUGUGAAUGAGAAGCCCCUGCUGAAGACAGAGGAUCCUGCAUUAAGAGAACUGGGAAGCUCAGAAAAGGCACCCAAACCACUUAAAUCAAAUUAUCAAACAACUUCUUCGCAGUAUAAUGCUGUAGUAGGUGGUCUCCCAACAACCUGUUAUCCAGUGUGUGGUGUUCCAAGCAUUCGCUCAGAUCUUCCCGCUCCUCGAAGACGCCGCAUCAAUGACAGGACUAAUUAUGGUGAUGAGGGCAAUGCUUAUUCGUUAUUGUUCCCUUCUGUCUUCAGUCAAAAAGGAGUGUCUGAAAGAGACUUAUUUAAAACAAGACCAAAGGCAGAGAUUGCACAAAUUCUCCACAACAUUGGCAUGAACAUUGCAGAGGAAAGGCUUGAAGAGAUAUGGAAGCAAACCCAAGAGAAACAUCCAAAAGAAGAGAUCUGUGUGGAAAGCAUCAGCAACGUACUGGAUGAGAUACACAGAUCACACACAGAAACCAGCUGCUAA